GGAGAUGGAACAAUGGAAGGGUUUUUCAAGCUUAUUUCUUACUACCAAACGCAAUCUGAGCCUGCCUAUUGUGGACUCGCUACCCUUUCUAUGGUCCUCAAUUCACUUGCUAUUGAUCCAGGAAGAAAAUGGAAAGGCCCUUGGCGAUGGUUUGAUGAUUCAAUGCUUGAUUGUUGUGAACCAUUGGAAAAGAUUAAAUCUGAAGGGAUUACAUUUGGGAAAGUGGCUUGUUUGGCUCAUUGCAAUGGAGCUAAAGUUGAUGCUUUUAGAACGAAUGAGAGCUCGAUUGAAGAGUUCCGCAAAUUUGUGAUCUUAUGUUCUUCUUCAGAGAAUUGUCAUUUGAUCACUUCAUACCAUAGAGGACAUUUUAAGCAGACUGGAAGUGGUCAUUUUUCACCAAUUGGAGGCUACCAUGCUGGAAGAGAUAUGGUUCUCAUAUUAGAUGUUGCUCGGUUUAAAUAUCCUCCUCAUUGGGUUCCUCUUACACUUCUGUGGGACGCCAUGGGUACCAUUGAUAAAGCGACAGGGCACCCAAGGGGGUACAUGAUUAUUUCGAGGCUUGAGCGAGCCCCGUCUGUUCUUUAUACUGUGAGUUGCAGGCACGAAAGUUGGAACAGUGUCGCAAUGUACUUAACAGAGGAUGUUCCUCUCCUCUUGAAGUUAGAGGAUCUAAAAGAUAUUCAACACGUACUUUCUGUAAUUUUUAUAUCACCGCCUGCUGAUUUAAGAGAGUUCAUCAAGUGGAUUGCUGAAAUUCGUAUUCUAGAGGAUGGAAAUUUAAUUCUGAGUGAAGAAGAGAAGGAAAGGCUAACCGUGAAGGAAGAAGUAUUGAAACUAGUAAGAGAGACUGAACUUUUCAAACAUGUAUCCAAAUGGUUGAUAUCUGAAAGUUCCCUCUGCAAAGAAGUCAAAUCUUCUGGGGAUGACAACACAUUACCCGAGAUUGCUGCAAAGGUUUGCUGCCAAGGAGCACAAAUUUUGGGUGGGAAACUUUGUUCAGUGAAUGAAAUGUGUUGUAAACAAACCGAUGUUAAACUCUUAAAGGGGGAUGGAGAAAGACCUGUAACAGUUGUAUCAGGGAGUGUAUUGACAAAUGGAACCGAACAAGGAGUUGACAUGCUGGUACCUUCAUGUCGAAUGGGGCGAAGUAGUUUGUGCACCUUUGAUCAAGGGAGUUGCAGAGGUAUGCAUCCUUCAACCGGUGAUGUCCUUACAAUACUUCUAUUGGCCUUGCCUGAUCAAACAUGGUCUGGUAUAAAAGACGAGAAGCUUCGGGAAGAUAUUACUAGUCUUGUAACAACCGAACGCCUCCCCAAAUUGCUGCAAGAAGAGGUUCUGUACUUGCGACGACAGAUCCAUUUCCUGAUGACUGACAUUGCAGCCUCUUGAUCAGCCCUAUAUUUGCUCCAUCUGCAGAAUUUUCCUUUCCAAUCUGCAUAAAUUAAGAUUAUAGAAGUGAAAAUUGACACUCUAUUGAAGGUUUGGUGUGGUGAAACACAAGUUGAAAGGAUAUAACAAACAACAAUGCUCCUGAAUUCAGAUUUGGGUAGUUUUCAAGUGGUUCACCGGUGUACCCUUUUGUGUUUUCCCCAUGUAGAUAGUUAUAAUUUCAAUUUUUUAUUUGACUACAUAUUACAGUUACAACAAACAUUUCUAAUAAGUUUUGAGAAAUUUCAAAUAAUUUACUGUACUAAAA
This is a messenger RNA of Cannabis sativa, 1696 nucleotides long. RefSeq names its product glutathione gamma-glutamylcysteinyltransferase 3. Gene Ontology annotation, molecular function: metal ion binding; glutathione gamma-glutamylcysteinyltransferase activity. The record is from RefSeq and is a predicted model, not a curated record. The transcript has 7 exons. Bases 13 to 1389 code for a protein of 458 amino acids. Lineage: Eukaryota; Viridiplantae; Streptophyta; Magnoliopsida; Rosales; Cannabaceae. Gene Ontology annotation, biological process: response to metal ion; detoxification of copper ion; cellular detoxification of cadmium ion.